CCGCGCGACUGAGCGCUUUCCCCGGCCCUUUGGCGCCCCCCGGCGGUGACAACUCCGCGUCCCUCGGUCCGACUGCGGGAGCACGUCAUGGAGACGGAAGCAGCGGUUGGUGGCUCAGAGGAGGCUGCGUUGGCAGGGUCUGGCGCGGGGGCAACAGAGCCCCUCAUACCGCGGGAGACGGCAAGGGAAGGCGAGGGUGCCGUGGAGUCAGCCGCAGCGACGCUCACCUUCCCAGACUCGGAGAAUGGCGGCGACUGCGCAGACGGACUCUGGGAGUUACCCGUAGAGCACGCCUUGAGGAGGCCGGAGUGCAGCCGCUGCAGCCGUCCCCAGAAGGUCUGCUUAUGUCCAUUUCUGCCAGUACAUCCUCUAAAUAUCUCUACCAAUCUAUAUAUAAUUCAGCAUCCAGCAGAGGAAAACAAAGUAUUACGGACAGUACCUCUGCUUGCUGCAUGCCUUCCCCAGGACAAAGUUAAAGUCAAGAUUGGUCGACGCUUCAGUGAAGAAAGAGAUCCUGAACUUUCAACUAUUUGCCGAAAUCCUGGCACUUUAAUUUUAUAUCCUGGUGCUGAAGCAAUUAAUUUGGAAGAAUUGAUAUCAGAUUCUCCUAUUUCUCUUUCCACUAUCAUCAUCAUUGAUGGGACAUGGAGCCAGGCUAAAGACAUUUUCUACAAGAAUUCCCUGUUCCGACUUCCUAGACAGGUGCAAUUAAAAACCAGUGUUUCUAGUCAAUAUGUAAUUCGGACACAACCAACCAAUAGGUGCCUCUCUACACUAGAAUGUGCAGCUGUUGCUCUUGCUAUUUUGGAGAAAAAUGAUCACAUUCAAGAGACAUUGCUUCGGCCUCUUCAAGCUUUGUGUUCUUUCCAACUUCAGCAUGGUGCUCAGGUUCGUCUCAGCAAGGAACACCUUUUGAAAAAUGGUCUCUAUCCUAAGCCCAUGCCAAAGAAUAAACGCAAACUAAGGAAGAUGGAGCUCUUAAUGAAUAGUGUUAAAAUUUAGGGAAAUUAUCCUUAUGGUGUUAUUAUACAUAUUCAAUUGCAACUUAUAAUACCAAGCUCAUUUUUCAGCCUACAAAUGGCUCUGUGAAUUGCUGACUAACUCAACAAAAGGACCAAGAGAAAUUAUAUGAGAAUCUUGUCCAGAGUUGGGAAAUGAAACACAUAGGUUUUUUUUGUUUUUAAAGAAAAGUGAUAAUAAAAUUAAAAGGCAUGAUUGUUUUCAAAAAUGUCUAUUCAUUUUUGAAACUCCUAUAAUGAAAAAGUUCAUUACUGUUCUAGAUCAACAGUGUUCAUUCAAGGAAUUACCCUUUAUAAAGAAAGGAAAAUUGUUAUGCCUAAUUAAGACAAUAUUGUUUUAGAUAUUACAUAAUAUUUGGUAAAUAUGCUACAGUAGAGAAGGCCUGUGUCAAUUUUGCAGUUUUGUACAGGAACUUUAUAGAUGUUGGUCAGUAGCUUAAAAACAAACAAACAAAAUCAAGUAAACUGAAACAUAUUAAGAUCUGGGCAUUUUUGUUUUAAUAAAAAGUAUAACAGUAAGGAAAAUUCAUUUUCCUGCUAAACUUGGACACAAUUAAUAGUGGAAUUUAAGUACUUUCUUAUUGGGAGAGACUAUAAUUUCAUAUUUUAGGGGUUUCAUGUAGUUUUGAAAAUUAAUGUAUGUUUUCAGUUGCAGUCAUUCUCAGUGAGAAAGUUCCUGUUUUUCAUAGUUCUUAGAUUUGUUAACUGACAAUAAGCCAUGUUUUGUUGAAAUUUUCAAAAGUAACAAAAGUGGAAUAAAAAUGUACAGUACUGCCUGUGGUAUUUUAUGGAAUGACAUGAAUAUCAUUAGGAUCAUUGGAAUAUAAAGAAUGAAAUUUUUUAAAAAUCUAAGAGAAAACUGUGUAGAAAGAAGCAAAUUCUAUCACUCUAGGGAAACGUGAAAUUUCUUAGAGAAUGUUUAACUACAUGUUUUGUGAAUUAAAUAUAAUCCUUAGAUAAACCAUUAGAAGAAAUGUUUAUGUGCACUUUUAUAUAUAACAUAUCAUAUGCAAAGAUAUGUGAAUUCUGACAGUAAAAUGACAUUGUGUUUCUUUAUUUUUGCAAAUAAUGAAUAAGCUUGAUUAUUAGUGCUUUUAGUCCAUAGAAUUGCUUUGCUAUUUGUAGAUUUUUCCAGUAGCUCUUCCUUAUAUUGGACAUUUAAAUUAAUAGAGCCCUGGGAUUAUAUACUUUAUUAUAAAAGCAUACAAAAUAAAAGUACAUGAAAUGUAUUUUAUUGCCACAUAGUACAGAUAUGUACUUUCUGAAGAUUGCUGUUACUUUACUUGGUUUCUGAUAAUAUACUAAAGGGCUACAAAUAUUCACAUUAUUAAAAAAACAAUAGAGAAUAUGACAUCCACUAGAGAAAUAGCUAAACCACUUUCUGGGAAUUGACAAAUGAAUUAAAAUGUUUAUAUAAUUUAUACUCCCAUGUUCAAUUCCAUAGGUUUUUAUCAUAGGACAUUAUUAAAAUCUAUAACAAAUUGAAAUGCCAAUUAGGAAAAAAUACUAGAAUUCCACUGUUUAUAAUAGUUUAUGUUCCCCCUUACUUAAGACUGAAUGGCCACUUGUCCUGUUGGUUGUAGGAAGAUUUUUUUUCCUUAUAUGAUGGCCACUAGAGAUGGCCACUGAAGUCCCUUCCACCUCUGAAAUUCUGAGUUUGUGAAAUAUAUUUAAACAUGAGAAGCAUUAUACCUCCAGAAAUUUUCUUAAUCAUUGUUAAAAACUUCAAAUUAUCAGCAACCUUAAGUGUUUCAACAUGAUGGCAAAUUUUUGUUAAUAAAAUGUUCAGUAACCUCUCCUCUAAGGUUCAUUCACCUUAUAUCACCCAAUCUAGACCCUGGUGCCCCUUAUCUACCAAUCCCCAGGAAAUUGUUCCUCUUUUCUCAAAUGUGGCUCAAGGUCUCCCUCUCCACCUCAAUUUCUUUCCUUCACACUAAAGGACUUCAGCAUAUAUAUUGAUGUUCCUUCAAAUACCCUAACUUUUCAAUUAACUACCAUAACCUGAAUGUUGAGUACCUUUGAUCUUGCCAUCAAUAACUUGUCUUCUACUUCCAUGGUCAAGGACUCCAAAAUUCCUUUCUUAUCAUAAUCUAUCAUUCUCCUUACUACUCCUAAUUAUGUCCUGUACUAUGUCCCUCUAUCCCUCAAUAUUGUCUCAGGCCAUCAUUCUUGUUGCCUCUCCAUUUUUCUCCCAUUCAACCCUUUCAAAUUAAUUCCUCCCUUCUUGUUUCACCAAAACAGACUCUUUGCUAUGAGUUGCCCCUCUUUCUCUUCUCUUCACCCCACAUUCCCCUGAUGUAAUUUUCCACUUCUUUUUUGCUCUAGUCAGAUAAAGAGGUGGCCCAUCUUGUCAAAACCAAUCGUGUUAGGGUAUUAUUUAUCUCAUCACCUCUAAACUUCUCCAGUAUAUUUCCCCCAGUAUCAUCCCUUCUUCAUAUCUAUUCUUCAAUUUCUCCCUAUCUACUAAGUCCUUCUCUGUUGUUUAUAAACACAUUUAAGUAUCUCCAUACUUUAAAAAAUCCUCUUAAAAAUUAGAUCUACUAUUCCUUUUAACCACUAACCUAUAGUAUAUCUCUUCUGUCCUCAGCUAAACUCCGUGGGAAAAAUAAAAUUAAAAACCCACUUACACUUAGUGGUAUCCAUUUUGUUCCCUCUCAUUCUCUUCUAAACACUCUGCAACCUGGCUUCCAAUCUUGUCAUUCAACUAAAAAUGCUUUCCAAAAUGACCAAUAACUUCCUAAUGACCAAAUCUAAUGUUCUUUCUCAAUUGCCAUCCUUGGUUUUUUUUUUUUUUUUGCAGCAUUUGACACUGUUGACCCUCCCUUCCCUGAGUUUUGGUGCUUUAUUUGCUAUUAAAAAUUUUAGUGUACCAUAAAAGAACUUAUACUUUUUUUAAA
Dromiciops gliroides (monito del monte) is the source of this 3916-nucleotide messenger RNA. It is a transcript of the gene DTWD2, whose product is annotated as DTW domain containing 2. The record is from RefSeq and is a predicted model, not a curated record. NCBI's taxonomy places the organism in Eukaryota, Metazoa, Chordata, Mammalia, Microbiotheria, Microbiotheriidae. Bases 88 to 1002 code for a protein of 304 amino acids. The transcript is spliced from 6 exons.